UUGUACAAAUUUAGCAAUGGCCGGAGAAUUGAUUCGUCUUGAUAACCAGCACAUAUCCGUCGAACAAAUGAAAAUGUCUGUAGAUCGGAUAUUGGAAUGCUAUAUCCGGAAUAUGCAUGGUCCUCCAUCACCGUUGGUAGAGAAUUACCUGCGGGAAGCAGGUUUUUGGCACGUGGCGACGGUAGGCCGGGGAUGGAAGUUGGACCCGAAACUUAUCAGUGCGUUGAUCGAGAGGUGGAGACCCGAGACGCACACAUUCCAUCUUCCAUGUGGAGAGUGCACUAUCACUUUGGAAUAUGUCAAUCUGCAAUUGGGAUUGCCGGUGGACGGGUACCCAGUCACCGGGUCUGUUCAAUCUGGCGAUUGGGGAGCCGUGUGCUACGAGCUGUUGGGCGUUAUUCUGGAAAAAAUUAACAGAGGUCGGAUCGAGAUGGGCUGGUUAUGA
Molecule: messenger RNA, 445 nt
Organism: Gossypium raimondii (Peruvian cotton)
Lineage: Eukaryota; Viridiplantae; Streptophyta; Magnoliopsida; Malvales; Malvaceae
Product: protein MAINTENANCE OF MERISTEMS-like
Exons: 2
Coding region: 17-445 (142 amino acids)
Biological process (GO): meristem maintenance; meristem development
Source: RefSeq, a predicted model, not a curated record